Molecule: messenger RNA, 1257 nt
Organism: Puntigrus tetrazona (Sumatra barb)
Lineage: Eukaryota; Metazoa; Chordata; Actinopteri; Cypriniformes; Cyprinidae
Product: neurobeachin-like
Exons: 10
Biological process (GO): intracellular protein localization
Cellular component (GO): membrane; cytosol
Molecular function (GO): protein kinase binding
Source: RefSeq, a predicted model, not a curated record
UCAAAUGUUUUUAUUAUGGCAUUCAAAAAGGUCCAUAAUGGUUAUGUGUGCUUUCAGGAGUGGCAGAACUCUAUACAAAAGAAUGCAGGACUUGCAUUCAUCGAACUUAUUAAUGAGGGGAGGCUUCUGUGUCACGCCAUGAAGGAUCACAUUGUCCGUGUCGCCAAUGAGGCAGAGUUCAUCCUCAACAGGCAGAGAGCAGAAGAUGUGCACAAACAUGCUGAGUUUGAGUCCAACUGUGCCCAGUACGCUGCGGACAGGAGAGAAGAGGAAAAGAUGUGUGAUCACCUCAUCAGCGCCGCCAAACACAGAGAUCACGUGACCGCAAACCAGCUGAAACAGAAGAUCCUCAACAUUUUAACCAAUAAGCAUGGAGCGUGGGGAACCAUGUCACAGAGUCAGCUGCAUGAUUUCUGGCGUUUGGACUACUGGGAGGAUGAUUUGCGCAGGAGGCGGAGAUUUGUACGCAAUGCCUUUGGCUCCACUCACACGGACGUGGCUCUCAAAUCUCUAGAGGAAUACGGCCCUGAGGAAGAAGAGGGCAUGAAGUCAAAGAAGUCAUUCCGGAGUCAUUCGGUGGUCAAUCAAAACCCUGAAACUGAGCUCAUGCUGGAAGGAGAUGAUGAUGCCGUCAGUCUGCUGCAGGAGAAAGAGAUCGACAACCUUGCAGGUCCCGUGGUUUUGAGCACACCCGCUCAGCUCGUUGCUCCUGUGAUCGUCGCUAGAGGAACGCUGUCAAUCACCACAACAGAGAUCUAUUUUGAGGUGGAUGAGGAUGAUCCGACUUUCAAAAAGAUUGAUUCAAAGGUGUUGGCAUAUACUGAGGGUCUGCAUGGGAAAUGGAUGUUCAGUGAGAUCCGAGCAGUUUUUUCCAGACGCUACCUGCUCCAAAACACUGGAUUAGAGGUCUUCAUGGCCAACAGGACAUCUGUCAUGUUCAACUUCCCGGAUCAGGCCACAGUAAAGAAGGUAGUGUACAGUCUACCUCGGGUUGGCGUUGGCACCAGCUAUGGCCUCCCUCAGGCAAGACGGAUCUCUCUGGCAACACCAAGGCAGCUCUUUAAGUCAUCUAAUAUGACUCAGAGAUGGCAGCGGAGGGAGAUUUCAAAUUUUGAGUACCUCAUGUUCCUCAACACUAUUGCAGGGAGGACCUAUAAUGAUCUGAACCAGUAUCCUGUCUUCCCCUGGGUCUUGACUAACUAUGAGUCAGAGGACCUGGAUCUUACCUUGCCUGGGAAUUUCCGGGAUCUCUCAAAG